UGUAGAUGAAUGGGAGGACGAGUAUCAGUGGGUCAAAAGAAAGGAUAAGGAGAGGUGGCAGAAGGUGGGAAGAACAGCUGGAUGUUUAGAGGGAGAGAGAGGAAUACCUCAUUUCUCCAUCUUCCAUGCUGGUAGAAGACAAGAAUGAAAUCCUGGAUGAUUGCUGAGGGUGGGGUAAAAAAACAUCCCAAACCCACCAACCAUUCAUGAACUAGUCACAUGUGCUGAUCCUUUUCAGCAUUUACUCCAGAAAAGUCCCAGAUUUGGUAGGAAAUGUUGGCUCCUUUGAUUUCCCACAGGGUAUAUAGAGAAAAUGCUCCGAGGUAGGGGACAGUAGGAAAGAAUGUCUUAUGAGGAGAAUCUCAAGAAUGAAAAGGCCAUGUUUCACCUGGAAAAUGAAAGAUUCAGGGAAGAUAGUCUAGCUAUUUUCAAUUCUUUAAAGAACUGUCAUGUGGAAAAGAGAUUAUACUUGUUCUUUUUGCUCCCAGGGGGCAAAGUGAGGUUCUAUGUCGGGAAAAAACUUCCUCACAGUUAGAGUUGUGUAAAAGUAGAACAAGUUACCUCAAGAGAUGGUGAGUCCUCCUUCCUUGGGGGUCUUCAAGCAGAAGCUGGACUUCUUGGGUAUGUUAUAGUGGGCAUUCCUUUCAUAUAUAGAUUGAUAAAGUUGCUUCCAGCACACAAAUUCUGUGAGUCUCUGAAAGGCAAAGGGGAUUGGGUAAGAGUAUAGAGAGUUAGACUGAGAGUCAUGGGUUUGAAUCUCAGCUCUACUACUUACCAUCGGUGUGACUUUGGGCAAGCUACUUCCUCUGGGGCCUCAAUUUCCUCCUCUAUAAAAUUAGGGGGCUGGUCUCUAAAUAAUCUUCUGAGGUCCUGUCCAGCUCUUGUGUCCUGAAGCUUAAUUCUCAUGCUAGAUCACUAGCUCCUGGGGAGGGGAGAAUAGGCUAUGAUUCUAGGGAAACCAGUUUGGGUGUCGAUAAGACAGACAGGUAGAUGAAUGAAUGCUAGGGAUUCAAAGAGACUGAGAUUCUUGUGCAGCAUAGGCUGGCAAGAAACCUUUUGUUUAAAAUAGAAGGCACACCCUCUUUAUCAAAGGCAAAAGGCAGUUGAAAGAUUGUAAUCUUCUCCACAGUGGGCAAUGACUGAUCUCCCUUAGAGAAGAUUCUCCCAGAGAAAGAUUCUCUCCUCCUUUCCUCUGAAUGCACUUCUGACCCCCACUUCGAACCUCUCAGAAAUAAAUGAGGGGUUUCCUACACAGAUGCCAAAGGCACAGUCAGAGCAAAGAGUGAGUAUAUAUGCAGAAGGGGCAGUAGGGGAGAUCCUCCAGGUAAGAAGGGGAAAGCAAAGUAGGUUGAGAGGCCAAGUAGCAGAGAGAGAAAAAUUGUGGUGGAGCCAGACAAGGCCAUGAAAGGGAGCCUUCGAGAGAAGUUGGGGAGCCAGCAGAGCAAACAGUGGGGAUUCAGAAAGAUGAGACUGGGGGGAAAGAGAAAGCCGAGGGAACUAGAAGGAGGUUAGAAAUAAGAAGGGGCUGCCCUUUACGAGCAAAUACAAGAGACACGAGCGUGGAAGAGUGUCGAAAAGACAAGAGCAUUGACUCAACAGCCUCCCAGCCUUGGUUCCAGGAAGAUGGCAGCAGAAGAUCAACAGACCAGUAUGGCUGCCACUGCUGCUGUCAGUCCCAGUGAAUACCUGCAGCCCGCUGCCUCCACUGCCCAGGACUCCCAGCCAUCACCCUUAGCCCUUCUUGCUGCAACAUGUAGCAAAAUUGGUCCUCCUGCAGUAGAAGCUGCUGUAACACCUCCUGCUCCCCCCCAACCCACACCACGGAAACUGGUUCCCAUCAAACCUGCCCCACUUCCCCUCAGCCCUGGAAAGAACAGUUUUGGGAUCUUAUCCUCCAAAGGGAACAUUCUCCAAGUCCAAGGUUCACAAUUGGGCACAUCCUAUCCGGGAGGUCAACUGGUGUUUGCUAUCCAGAACCCUACGAUGAUCAACAAAGGGGCCCGGUCCAGUGCCAACAUUCAAUACCAAGCAGUUCCUCAGAUUCAAGCAGGCAGUGGGCAGACCAUCCAAGUCCAGCCUAACCUCACCAGCCUCACUGGAACCUCACAGAUCCAGAUCAUCCCUGGCACCAACCAAGCCAUUAUCACUCCUUCCCCUUCCAGUCACAAGCCUGUCCCUAUCAAGCCUGCCCCUAUCCAGAAGGCCAGCUCUGCAGCACCGCUGCAGAGCCCAGGUGGCGUGGUGAAGCUGACGGGUGGCGGUGGCAAUGUGACCCUUACCCUGCCCGUCAACAACCUCGUGAGCACCCCGGACUCGGGCACCCCGACACAGCUGCUCACUGAGAGCCCCGCUGCUCCGCUGAUCAAACCGAACAAGAAGAUGAGGAAAAAAGGUCUCCCUGCCUCCUCUCAGCCCGCUGUGGCAGUGGCUGAACAAGUGGAGACCGUGCUCAUUGAGACAACAGCAGACAACAUCAUCCAGGCAGGGAACAACCUCCUCAUUGUGCAGAGUCCUGGAGGGGGCCAGCCUGCCAUGGUACAGCAGGUGCAAGUGGUACCCCCGAAGGCAGAACAGCAGCAGGUGGUACAGAUCCCUCAGCAAGCCCUCCGAGUGGUGCAGGCGGCCUCUGCUACCCUCCCCACUGUCCCCCAGAAGCCCUCCCAGGACUUUCAGAUCCAAACGCCUGAGCCAACACCUACUCAGAUUUAUAUCAGAAUGCCUUCGGGGGAGCUGCAGACAGUCCUCCUACAAGAACCCCCUUCGGUGACAGUGCCUGCUGCCUCUACCACCUCCUGUAGUAGCCCUGUAACUCGGAGUCCCCACUUGGGAAGCACCAGUAAAAAGCAUUCAACGGCUGCUUCUCGGAAGGAACGGCCCCUGCCAAAGAUUGCUCCUGCUGGAGGUAUCAUCAGCCUGAAUGCGGCCCAGCUGGCAGCAGCUGCACAAGCUAUGCAGACCAUUAAUAUCAAUGGUGUCCAGGUCCAAGGUGUGCCUGUCACUAUCACCAACACUGGAGGGCAGCAGCAGCUCACUGUACAAAAUGUUUCUGGGAACAACCUGACUAUCAGUGGCCUGAGCCCCACACAGAUUCAGCUGCAGAUGGAGCAGGCCCUAGCAGGAGAGGUCCAGCCAGGGGAGAAGAGGCGUCGUAUGGCUUGUACUUGCCCCAACUGCAAGGAUGGGGAGAAAAGGUCUGGAGAGCAAGGGAAGAAGAAGCACGUGUGCCACAUCCCUGACUGUGGCAAGACCUUUCGAAAGACAUCACUGUUGCGUGCCCAUGUGCGCCUGCACACCGGAGAGCGGCCCUUCGUCUGUAACUGGGUUUAUUGUGGCAAGAGGUUUACGCGCAGUGACGAGCUCCAGCGGCAUGCCCGCACCCACACAGGUGACAAGCGUUUCGAGUGUGCCCAGUGUCAGAAGCGCUUCAUGAGGAGCGACCACCUAACCAAGCAUUACAAGACCCAUCUGGUCACAAAGAAUUUGUAAAGCCAACAGCGGUUGAAGGCUCUGCAGAUUCAACUCCAAUUCAGCCUGGGGCCUCCAGAGUCAGAGGCACCAUUGCUGACUCCUUGCCCCCUUAUUCCCUGACUGUGGUCCUGCAGAGAGGGGCUUCAAUAACCAUGUUUCCUCCUUCCUAAGCCAUUUGGCUGCCACAACAGCCCCUUUUCCCUCCACCAUAAGCUCCUGGCCCAGAUCCCGGACAUUGGCCACGUACAAUGAGACGUUCUAAACCAGGACGAGUGGGAACCUUUAUUUCCAAAGGAAAAACAUGAAUUUCACUCCAUCGAGGAGCCAAGUGAGUCCCCUUCCUUUCUCCUCCCCUAUCCCAUAGCACUGAUGUGGCCCAGGGCAGGGGAGCCAGAAAGGAGAUGCAUCCCCCGUGCCAUCCCCUCUCCUGUGGGUCUGUCAUACCCUACUCCCACCAGAGGGCAGCAUGGCAGCAACAUAGCAAAUACCUGGGACCCAGUUCCAGAGCCCCAUCCAAGGGCCAUCCACAGAGACAGUGGGAAGGACACCUGCAUACCCCCCCCCCCCCAAAAAACAAAAAACAAAAACUUUCUUCCAGCACAUUCCAACUUUAUAUUUUAAAAGUAUAUAUAACCACAGACUCCUUCUGAUCUUCCCUGUUUUUCUAUGAAGAACGUUGCCUUAUACUCCAGAUAAUGAACACUGUGUAUUGUGUGCGCUUUUAAAUAAUUUUAUUUAAUUGCUUCCUUCUUCCUUUCCUUAUCUUUCUCCUUCCCCCAUUCCUUUUUCAGUUUGGGAUUGGGGUUUUUGUUUUUUGGACAAUGAUGAACAGAAAAAAAAUUUUCCUUCUCCAUAGACUUUUCACUUCUAAAUAACGUAAAAUUUCAGUUUGAAUCCGGAAUCUGAUUUUUUUUUUUUUUUUAAAGAACCCUCACACUCACUCACAUACAAAAUAUAUUGUCCCUCUCCCCUUUCCUCUUUUUAUCUCAUCCCAUAUCCUUACUCAGAUCCCAUUUGUGUAUAGUGUAUAUUGUAUAAUAGACAAUAUUGUGUCUACUACAUGUUUAAAAACAUAUUGCUUGUUAUUUUUGAGGCUUUUAAAUUAAAACAAAAAUCCACUUUAUUUUUAGUUGUAACUGCUUGAGGUAUGUUUUUUGAAUUAAGUGACAGAUUUGUUAUCCUUUAUUAACAAUGUACUUUGUUGGUCAGCACAGAGCUGACAAAUAAUUUUUUCUUGCUAAUAAAUUUAGUUGCCUGAGGCAAAGUCAGCAGCUUGA
Molecule: messenger RNA, 4745 nt
Organism: Sarcophilus harrisii (Tasmanian devil)
Lineage: Eukaryota; Metazoa; Chordata; Mammalia; Dasyuromorphia; Dasyuridae
Gene: SP2
Product: Sp2 transcription factor
Exons: 7
Coding region: 1624-3486 (620 amino acids)
Biological process (GO): regulation of transcription by RNA polymerase II
Molecular function (GO): RNA polymerase II cis-regulatory region sequence-specific DNA binding; DNA-binding transcription factor activity, RNA polymerase II-specific
Source: RefSeq, a predicted model, not a curated record